AUGGAGAGAGCAAGGAAGUGUGUGGUAGUGAGAACGCCCGUCUGUGUUGCAGACUGGACGCAGGUGGAGGACUUCGGUCGCGAGGUGACGCUCGCGGACAAAGAGAUCAUCCUGCCCCUCACGCUUCGCUAUCUCACCCCCAAGUGGGUGUCCUUCUUCGGCCUCGGGGCGAUCUCCGCAGCCGUCAUGGCCUCUGCUGACUCCAGCAUCCUCUCUUCCAGCUCCAUGUUCUCGCGCAACAUCUACAAGCUGGCCAUCCGUCCUCAGGCAAGCACAACUCAGAAUUAUCUUGUCACUUGCCCCAAAAUCGAAAGUUCGUUUCCUCCGCGUGUGGUGGUGCCAUUUUGUAACGCGGUGCGUUGCAUUCCUGUGCAGGCGUCGGAGCGAGAGGUGCUGUGGGUGCUCCGGAUCUCCGUUGUCUUCGUGGCGGCCGUGUCCUCCUGCAUCGCCCUCACCGUGGGAAGCAUCUACUACCUCUCGUAA
Molecule: messenger RNA, 483 nt
Organism: Gryllus bimaculatus (two-spotted cricket)
Lineage: Eukaryota; Metazoa; Arthropoda; Insecta; Orthoptera; Gryllidae
Source: the annotation of a GenBank genome assembly